Messenger RNA from Sinocyclocheilus grahami, 3700 nucleotides. RefSeq names its product MTSS I-BAR domain containing 2b (gene mtss1lb). The record is from RefSeq and is a predicted model, not a curated record. Gene Ontology annotation, molecular function: phospholipid binding; actin binding. The coding region runs from base 399 to 2456 and encodes 685 amino acids. Gene Ontology annotation, biological process: cell projection assembly; plasma membrane organization. Gene Ontology annotation, cellular component: actin cytoskeleton; cytoplasmic side of plasma membrane. NCBI's taxonomy places the organism in Eukaryota, Metazoa, Chordata, Actinopteri, Cypriniformes, Cyprinidae. The transcript is spliced from 15 exons.
CUUCACUCACUCACCAGUCUCUGCCGCGCGGGGGCCGCACCGACCCACCACUCCACACACGCACUCCGCUUCUCACAUCCAUUCAGCUCGAUUCCGCAUCGUUGUCCGAAGAUGACCGUGACUAUUACGGGGCCAUCCACGAGCCUAACCUCCACCAACCGCGGAGAGUAGAACCGGAGCAGAGGAGAGAGAGAGUAACCCACCUCUCUCGUCUCUCCCCAUCAUCUGCCUCAAUCCUCUGGACUGCAUACCGACAGCUGAAGACACAGCGAUUUCUGCUGAAAUCUAGCCCUCACCCACAAACACUCUUCUGCUUUUAGCUCUCAAGCCGCGUCUCGUCGGGGUAUUGUGGAAGUAAUUUCACACAAGGAUUUUUUUCUGAUCUGUAUUCACUUAAGAUGGAUAAUAUAAACGUGGAGUCGGUGGAGAAGGAGUGCGGGGCGCUUGGUGGAUUAUUCCAGGCGAUUGUCAACGAUAUGAAGUGUUCAUAUCCUGUCUGGGAAGACUUCAGUGCCAAGGCCACCAAGUUGCACUCUCAACUCCGAACCACGGUUUUAGCAGCAGUGGCAUUUCUGGAUGCCUUUCAGAAGGUGGCAGACAUGGCGACCAACACAAGAGGUGCCACCAGAGACAUCGGAUCAGCGCUGACCCGCAUGUGUAUGAGGCAUCGCAGCAUUGAGGCUAAACUACGCCAUUUUACUAAUGCUUUGAUGGAGAGCCUGAUCACUCCACUACAGGACCGUAUUGAAGACUGGAAGAAGACAGCCAAUCAACUAGACAAGGACCAUGCCAAAGAGUACAAACGGUCUCGUCAUGAAAUAAAGAAGAAAUCUUCAGACACCAUGAAAUUACAGAAGAAAGCCAGGAAAGAGCUACAGGGCCGGGGGGACUUUCAGCCACAGCUGGACAGUGCAAUGCAGGAUGUGAAUGACAUGUACCUGCUGAUGGAGGAGACGGAGAAACAGGCGGUGCGGCGUGCUUUAGUGGAGGAGAGAGGACGCUUUUGUACCUUCAUCAGCUUCCUGCAGCCUGUAGUGAAUGGAGAGAUUGCCAUGUUGGGAGAGAUCACUCAUCUCCAGGCCAUUAUUGAUGAUCUCACCGUGUUAACCUCAGACCCCCACAAACUGCCCCCAGCCAGUGAGCAGGUAAUAAAAGACCUUAAGGGUUCUGAUUACUCUUGGUCCUACCAGACUCCCCCCUCUUCUCCCAGCAGCUCCGGCUCCAGGAAAAGCAGCAUGUGCAGGAAGUGUCCAUUGACUAAGUCGUCAAGUUCAGCGUCCUCGGAAGCAUCUGAGACCUGCCAGUCAGUUAGUGAGUGUAGCUCUCCAACCACAGACUGGUCCAAGGUAGGUUCCAGUGAGCAGCCGCUGACCAGCACACUUCAGAGGAGGAAGGAGCCUCUGGAUAGGCUGUGGGAGGCAGAAACCUCUCCUCAGUCACAGGGGUAUACUGGGAUGCAUUCAGAAGACCCCCAGAGGCCAAGGAUGAACCCGGCCACUACAGCUGCCAAGCAUGGUGAGGAGGUUUCCCCAGCUGCUAGUGAUCUAGCUAUGGUCCUGACACGGGGCCUCAGCAUGGAGCAGCAGAAGAGCAGCCGAGACUCUCUUCAGUACUCUAGUGGAUACAGCACUCAGACAACCACCCCAUCCUGCUCUGAAGAUACCAUCCCCUCACAGGGCUCCGAUUACGAUGGUUACUCAGUGAACGGAGAUACUGAGGCCGACGGUCAGGCUGAAUUUGAUAAAUCCUCCACAAUUCCCCGUCACAGUAAUAUCGCCCAGAACUACCGCCGCAUGAUACAGACAAAGCGUCCCGCCAGCACAGCAGGCCUGCCCAGCGGAAUGGGUGCUCUGGGCGGACCACUCGGCGGAGGGGGCGGUAUUCCCGGUACGGCCACUAUUCGCCGAACGCCGUCUACGAAGCCCGGGGUGAGGCGCACCCUCUCCAACGCUGGCCCUAUUCCUAUACGCCCACCCAUCGUGCCAGUCAAGACCCCCACUGUGCCUGACUCACCCGGCGGGUACACUGGCCCUCCCGCCCAUGUGGGCAGUGAAGAAUGUGUCUUUUAUGUGCCGGAUGACGCCUCCCCGGGAGCGCUGGAGUAUGUGAAGGCCUCUCCGAAGCGGCUGAGCCUGCCUAACACAGCCUGGGGCUCAGGGGGCGUAGGCGGCUUAGAGAUGAGCGUCUACGGCCAACCGGGCGAAGAAGAUCACCUGCUGGCUGCCAAUCGCCACAGUCUGGUGGAGAAGAUUGGGGAGCUGGUGGCCAGCGCUCACGCAUUAGGUGAGGGCCAGUUCCCUUUCCCCUUGCUUCCAAAUCAGCCCCCGCCGGGCCCUGAGUCCCAACUCGAUCCCGAAGUGCCCCAGGAGGGCGAGGACAUGCUGAGGUCUAUUCGUCGAGGGGUGCGACUGCGCAAAUCCGUCUCCAAUGAUCGCUCAGCGCCCCGGAUUUUGUGAUGCCUCUUGGAGAGAUGGGAGAAUAUAAGCGAAGUAACCCAGAAAAAAAACUUCACAAUGACUCUUUAGAAAAUGAGAUAUGAAAAAGAGGAUAAAAAAAAUUUAAUGUUUAAAGUCAUUAUAGAAAAUAAUGAAUAACAGUAAUGAAAAAAAGUAAAUGAUAUGUAACUGCAGGCUCAGGCCACUAUAACUCUUAGCGUGUCUGAACGCAUGUUUGUCUUAUUAACACACCCAUCACCACGGGAUAGUUGAACAUUAGUGAGACAAUUAACUACUGACAGAAAAAGGGACCAGGAUGUCCGCAUGGUCCCUGUAGAAUAACGGCCCUCCCCAAAUUAUGGACCCCAGGAAUCAGUGCUGGAGAAGCUCACGGGGUACGCAGGGGCUCGUCACAAAUCCUUGAACUCCACAACGCUCUCUCUAACCCCGCCCUCACCUCCAGUAAAAUUGACAUCCCAUCCUGAAAGUCUUGUGGUAUCGCUGUUGUGUGUUGGUCUGCAGUCUGGAGGUGAGCAGGGCUCUGCUGCAGGUCAGCUCGUGGGUGCGUAGAGGGACAGGAUUUAUCUUUUGUUUGUACACUUCCGUUGUCUUGUUCGUUUUAUUUACAAGCAGUUAAUCACCUCCUAGCUCCUAAGAGUAGGAAACGUUCAUGUCAGGUAUUUGAAUUUUUGUAGAUUUAGGGUGAAAAACCACCAUGAUAAUGUGGAGCAAUAAUGCUUUUUUCCCUUUUUUUUUCUUUGAUGGGGGAAGCUUUCGAAGAUCAGCUUUUAAUAAAGUUGUGCGUUUUUGAUGUUCAGGUAUCUUUGGGAAAGCAGAUGCUUUCGAAGACUUCUUGUUGAGUCUAAUUAUGGCUUAUUUAAAAAGAAAAUGAGAAAUAGAAAGGAUGCAGAGCACUUUUAAGGCAUAGUUUUGACCACUAGCUGUCACUGUGGCCACACUGUGUGUGGUGAAUGCUGUGAGACGCCGCGGUCACGUGCCCUGGUACAUAGGAAGAUGAAUGCGUGUAGCAAUGUUAUGAUAUAGGAAAAAAAAGAGAGAUGGGAUGUGAAGCAGAGAUGGACGUAAGAAGAAUGAUUUGGCAACACUUUGCAGUAGGAUCAAUUUGUUAACAGUAUUAAUUAAUGUAUUAGGUAUCACAAACUAACAAACAGAAUUUAUUCGUCUAGAUUAAUAUUCAUUUCUACUUAUUCUUGUGCAUUUUUUAUAUAAAUUAGCAUCGGCUAAUGUAUUAUGAACAAACAAUA